Candidula unifasciata is the source of this 2040-nucleotide messenger RNA. The record is from the annotation of a GenBank genome assembly. NCBI's taxonomy places the organism in Eukaryota, Metazoa, Mollusca, Gastropoda, Stylommatophora, Geomitridae.
AUGUCAACUCUGAAAGAACUGUGUUCAGGAAUUCAAAUAGACCCACUGCCCGAACCUAAACCUCGUGAUGACAGUGUUCCACAUGCGCCAGUGCGGUCUCCAGAUCUAAACAAGGAUGAGGAAAGACUAGCUAUUCAGAAUGCCCUUCGAUACUUUCUACCAAAGUAUCAUGAAAUAUUGGCGCCAGAAUUUGCAAUUGAGCUGCGGACAUAUGGACAUAUCUAUAUGUACCGCUUCAGACCACAAAUUGAGAUGAGAGCCUAUCGUUUGUCUGAGUAUCCAGCCAAGUGUGUUGAAGCAGCAGCCAUAAUGCAUAUGAUAAUGAACAAUCUGGACCCAAGAGUCGCCCAGUAUCCCCACGAGCUUGUUACUUAUGGGGAUAACGGGCAAGUGUUUUCCUGCUGGGUUCAGUUUCUACUGACCAUGAAAUACCUGUCAGAGAUGACCAGUGAUCAGACUCUAGUCAUGUACUCUGGACAUCCAAUGGGACUUUACCCCAGCUCCCCUAAAGCCCCUAGAAUGGUCAUCACAAACGGAAUGAUGGUGCCAAACUACUCAAGUGGAGAUAUGUACUACAAGUUAUUUGCUAUGGGUGUGACCAUGUAUGGCCAGAUGACUGCUGGUAGUUACUGCUAUAUUGGACCUCAGGGCAUCGUUCAUGGCACCAUGUUAACUAUCCUGAAUGCAGCAAGAAAACACUUUGGGACAAGCAACUUGUCUGGAAAAGUGUUUGUCAGUGCUGGGCUGGGUGGGAUGAGUGGUGCACAGGCUAAAGCUGCUGUCAUCUGUGGGUGUAUUGGGGUCAUUGCCGAGGUCAGUGAAGAGGCCUUAGUGAAGCGUCAUAAGCAAGGCUGGGUAAUGGAAGUUGUCGAUGACUUAGACAAUUUAAUGGCCUUGGUGAGGAAUGCAAGGAGACGUAAAAGGGCAGUAAGCAUAGGUUAUCAUGGAAAUGUGGUGGACGUAUGGGAACGUUUAGUGAUAGAAUAUGAGUCAAAGAGAGAUCUGCUUGUUGAUCUGGGAUCAGACCAGACCUCGUGUCACAAUCCUUUUCAUGGUGGUUACUACCCGGUUCAGCUCAGCUACCAACAGUCAAGGGACAUGAUGCACCAAGAUCCUGCCAGAUUCAAAAUACUUGUCCAGGAAAGCCUUUGUCGUCAGAUAAAAGCAAUCAACAGACUGGCAUCCAGAGGAAUGUUUUUCUUUGACUACGGGAAUGCUUUUCUUCUUGAAGCUAGCAGGGCAGGUGCAGAUGUUGGUCGGCAGGAGGGCUUUCAUGGGACAACUUUCAGAUACCCAUCAUAUGUACAGGACAUUAUGGGAGAUAUCUUCUCUCUGGGAUUUGGACCGUUCAGAUGGGUGUGUACAUCAACUGAUCCCAGUGACUUGGCAAAGACAGAUGAGAUUGCAGCUACAAUUGUUGAAGACCUUGCUAAACAGAAAGCACCUCAGGGAGUCAAGCAGCAGUAUGAAGACAAUGCCAAGUGGAUUAGAGAAGCAGAUCAACAUAAAAUGGUUGUAGGUUCUCAAGCCAGAAUUCUCUAUUCUGACCAAGAAGGAAGGAUUGCAAUUGCUUUGGCAUUCAACAAAGCUGUGGCUGAAAAACAUCUUCAAAGUCCAGUAGUCAUCAGCAGAGACCAUCAUGAUGUCAGUGGCACAGACAGUCCGUACAGAGAAACUUCAAAUAUCUAUGAUGGCUCAACCUUUUGUGCAGAUAUGGCAAUACAGAAUGUCAUAGGGGAUAGCUUCAGGGGAGCUUCCUGGGUGGCUAUUCACAAUGGAGGAGGUGUUGGCUGGGGAGAGGUUAUCAAUGGUGGCUUUGGGCUUGUACUGGAUGGGUCAGAGGAAGCAGGAAAGAGAGUGCAAGAGAUGCUUUCAUGGGAUGUCAGUAAUGGGGUUUCUCGACGUUGCUGGGCAGGAAACCACAAUGCUAAAAUCACCAUACAGCGUACAAUGGACGCCAACCCCAAGUUGAAAGUUACUAUGCCAUAUAACAUAGAAGAUGACACGUUGCUGGACAGAGCACUGAAUCCAAGCUUCUAA